AUGGCUGGUCUUCUCGAAUUUCUCGGCGAUCGGUGUGGCCUCUUAAAGUUGACGAGUGUGCUGUUUUUGCUCAGCAAAGAUGAUGUUGAUGAUGUGCUUCGAGAAGCUGCUUCACAGCUGCUUGCUAAGGGAGAACUUGGUGGAGCCUUGGCUGUCAGAGAAGACGAGAAUCUCGACCAAGCGGAGGCUGUGGCGGAGAUGGUCCCCAAGAUCAGCGCUCUGCAGAAUCAGGCACCUGAUUGA
Molecule: messenger RNA, 243 nt
Organism: Durusdinium trenchii
Lineage: Eukaryota; Dinophyceae; Suessiales; Symbiodiniaceae
Source: the annotation of a GenBank genome assembly